Molecule: messenger RNA, 681 nt
Organism: Caenorhabditis briggsae
Lineage: Eukaryota; Metazoa; Nematoda; Chromadorea; Rhabditida; Rhabditidae
Gene: Cbr-pcm-1
Product: Protein CBR-PCM-1
Exons: 6
Coding region: 1-681 (226 amino acids)
Biological process (GO): protein modification process
Cellular component (GO): cytoplasm
Molecular function (GO): protein-L-isoaspartate (D-aspartate) O-methyltransferase activity
Source: RefSeq, a predicted model, not a curated record
AUGGCUUGGAGAUCGAGUGGCUCGAGCAAUGCGGAGCUCGUUGAAAACUUGAGAAAAAAUGGAGUGUUCAGCAAUCAAAGAGCCUACGAUGCAAUGAAGGCCGUUGACCGUGGUGACUUCGCAUCCAGAGAUCCCUAUGAAGAUGCUCCACAGAGAAUUGGAUACAAUGCCACUAUUUCAGCGCCACAUAUGCACGCAGCUGCUCUCGAAUACCUCCAGAACCACCUGGUCGCUGGUGCAAAUGCUCUCGAUGUCGGUUCGGGAAGUGGAUAUUUGACAGUUUGCAUGGCAAUAAUGGUUGGACAAACAGGAACUGUUGUUGGAAUCGAGCACAUGUCGGAAUUGGUAGAAUUGAGCACAAAGAACAUCAAAAAACAUCACAGUGAGAUGAUAGAGAAUGGAAACGUCGUUAUGAUUGAUGGAGACGGUCGUCAAGGGUAUGCAGAGAAGGCUCCAUACAAUGCGAUUCACGUUGGAGCAGCUGCGGCAGGAGUCCCCAAGGCGCUCACUGACCAACUGGCUGACGGAGGAAGAAUGAUGAUACCAGUGGAACAAGAAGACGGAAAUCAGGUCUUCAUGCAAAUCGAUAAAAUCAACGGGAAGAUUCAUGAGAAAAUCGUGGAGCAUGUCAUCUACGUACCGUUGACAAGCCGUGACAAGCAAUGGAGUCAUCAUCAUUAA